This is a messenger RNA of Prunus armeniaca (apricot), 1566 nucleotides long. Lineage: Eukaryota; Viridiplantae; Streptophyta; Magnoliopsida; Rosales; Rosaceae. The record is from the annotation of a GenBank genome assembly.
AUGGAAGCAUCAAGGGCUAGUUGUGUUGCGCUGUGUGUUGUUUGGGUGAGCAUAGUAAUUACAUGGGCAUGGAGGGUGCUGAAUUGGGUGUGGUUGAGGCCAAAGAAACUAGAAAAAUGCUUGAGGGAGCAAGGCCUUGCAGGCAAUUCUUACAGGCUCUUGUUUGGAGACACCAAGGAUCUCUCGAAGAUGCUGGAACAAACACAAUCCAAACCCAUCAAACUCUCCACCUCCCAUGAUAUAGCACCACGUGUCACCCCAUUUUUCCAUCAAACUGUGAACUCUUAUGGCAAGAAUUCUUUUGUUUGGAUGGGCCCCAUACCAAGAGUGCACAUCAUGAAUCCAGAAGAUUUGAAAGAUACCUUCAACAGACAUGAUGAUUUUCAUAAGGUAGUUAAAAAUCCUAUCAUGAAGUCUCCACCACAGGGCAUUGUAGGCAUUGAAGGUGAGCAAUGGGCUAAACACAGAAAGAUUAUCAACCCAGCAUUCCAUUUAGAGAAGCUAAAGGGUAUGGUACCAAUAUUUUACCAAAGUUGUAGCGAGAUGAUUAACAAAUGGGAGAACUUGGUGUCCAAAGAGAGUUCAUGUGAGUUGGAUGUGUGGCCUUAUCUUGAAAAUUUUACCAGCGAUGUGAUUUCCCGAGCUGCAUUUGGAAGUAGCUAUGAAGAGGGAAGGAAAAUAUUUCAACUACUAAGAGAGGAAGCAAAAAUUUAUACGGUAGCUAUGCGAAGUGUGUACAUUCCAGGAUGGAGGUUUCUACCAACCAAGCAGAACAAGAAGGCGAAGGAACUUCACAAUGAAAUUAAAGGCUUACUUAAGGGCAUUAUAAAUAAAAGGGAAGAGGCGAUGAAGGCAGGGGAAGCCACUAAAGAUGACUUAUUAGGUAUACUUAUGGAGUCCAACUUGAGGGAAAUUCAGGAACAUGGGAACAACAAAAAUGCUGGAAUGAGUAUUGAAGAUGUAAUUGGAGAGUGUAAGUUGUUUUACUUUGCUGGGCAAGAGACCACUUCGGUGUUGCUUGUUUGGACAAUGGUUUUACUGAGCCAAAAUCAGGAUUGGCAAGCUCGUGCAAGAGAAGAGGUCUUGCAAGUCUUUGGAAGCAACAUCCCAACCUAUGAAGAGCUAAGUCACCUAAAAGUUGUGACCAUGAUUUUACUUGAAGUUCUUCGAUUAUACCCAUCAGUCGUUGCGCUUCCUCGAACCACUCACAAGAAAACACAGCUUGGAAAAUUAUCAUUACCAGCUGGAGUGGAAGUCUCCUUGCCCAUACUGCUUGUUCAUCAUGACAAAGAGUUGUGGGGUGAGGAUGCAAAUGAGUUCAAGCCAGAGAGGUUUUCAGAGGGAGUUUCAAAGGCAACAAAGAACCAAUUUACAUACUUGCCUUUCGGAGGGGGUCCAAGGAUUUGCAUUGGACAAAACUUUGCUAUGAUGGAAGCUAAAUUGGCCUUGUCAUUGAUUUUACAACACUUUACCUUCGAGCUUUCUCCACUAUAUGCUCAUGCUCCAUCCGUAACUAUAACCCUUCAACCCCAAUAUGGUGCUCAUAUUAUUUUACAUAAACGUUGA